Exophiala viscosa is the source of this 1122-nucleotide messenger RNA. RefSeq lists its product as uncharacterized. Bases 1 to 1122 code for a protein of 373 amino acids. The transcript has a single exon. The record is from RefSeq and is a predicted model, not a curated record. Lineage: Eukaryota; Fungi; Ascomycota; Eurotiomycetes; Chaetothyriales; Herpotrichiellaceae.
AUGAGUUACCACUACGGCGCACCGCCACACCACUACACCAAGGUCUUUGGAACACCAUCUCCCUACGACCGCGACGAGUAUGUGCACUACGCGCCGCAGUAUGACGCGACGCCCAAAAAGCACACUCGAAAGGCCAGCUACAACCCAUCGCCCAGAGUCGGUGGUUGGUACUCACCUGCGGGUGCCCCACCCAACUACUAUGAGCCCAACGUCCAAUAUGCGGUACCACAGGAUGACAUCUAUGUGAGUGAGGAAAAGGGCAGAGCCCGCAGACAAGAAAACCAUUACAACACAUUUCCCACCUCAAGAUAUCAUACUCGUUCAUCAUCGCGCAAGCAGAACCAGCCCGUCUACAUCCACGACGAUGAGGCUGGAUAUGCAGACGUGCCGCCUACAUACAUCUAUCGGGAGCCAAAGACAAAACCAAAACAUGCAAGGAAGCCAAGCACUGACACGUACUUUUACUAUGGGCAGGCACAGAUCAUAGAUGAACAGCCCAAGCAAUCUAGAACUCGGCGCUCCUCAACCACCAGCAGAACAUCGCCUAAGUCAAAGCAGACGAAAUCAACACCGAAGGCAACCGAGGAAGACGCCAUUCGAGCAGGGAUCCCUUCAGGCUACUCCAUCAAGCAUUGGGAUCCGACAGAGUUGCCUAUCAUCCUGCUGGGAAGCGUGUUUGAUGCCAACUCUCUCGGGAAAUGGAUUUACGAUUGGACGGUUUUUCACCAUGGUGCAUCGACCCCGAUGGCAGACAUGGCUGGGGAGCUGUGGCUCCUGCUCAUCAAACUUGCAGGGAAGAUGAAGCGGGCAGAGGAAUGUGUUGGCCGUGUCCACAAUCUCGACAAACGAGAAACCGUCGAGGACUUCAUCAUCAGUGGCCACAGACUAUGGGACAAAUUCAAAGGGCUUCUCAAAGAGUGCGAACACUAUAUGCUGAAGGCGGCGAAGCGUGACGGCACAAAGACCAUGGGCAAGAAGGCAGGCACAGAGUUCGUCGACUCCAUCUUUGGACGCGAUCGUUACCUGGAAUCGACGGAGAAGAUAAUGAAUCAGGUCAGGCUCUGGAACAUGCGCUUCGAUGUCAACUGCGAGGAUACGCUGCGUCGACCCUCUGCUGCCUAG